Suillus clintonianus is the source of this 304-nucleotide messenger RNA. RefSeq lists its product as uncharacterized. Bases 40 to 285 code for a protein of 81 amino acids. Lineage: Eukaryota; Fungi; Basidiomycota; Agaricomycetes; Boletales; Suillaceae. The transcript is spliced from 3 exons. The record is from RefSeq and is a predicted model, not a curated record.
GAACCAUUUUACGAAACAGGCGAAGGAACAUUCCCUGCUAUGCGCUUCGUUCUUCUCUUCCACUUCUGUCGGAUGCUGCCCGUAUGCGCCACUGGAACUUAUGAUUCUGAAUCGAUAAGUUCUGUUUCCGACGUCGAGGAUAACCUAACCACCCCACAGAUGCCUCGGUCUUUUCUAUUUCAUCUCGCAUAUUCAGCUCCACAGGUUCCACGUCUACGCAGCUCUGGUUCUAGCUUGAUCAAUCCAACCACCGACUCCUUAUCUGAGGAAGGCCCCACCGGGUAGGAGUGGAACUUGAGGCGCA